Frankliniella occidentalis (western flower thrips) is the source of this 1557-nucleotide messenger RNA. Its product is annotated as melanocyte-stimulating hormone receptor-like. Gene Ontology annotation, molecular function: G protein-coupled receptor activity; peptide binding. Gene Ontology annotation, biological process: G protein-coupled receptor signaling pathway. Gene Ontology annotation, cellular component: membrane. The record is from RefSeq and is a predicted model, not a curated record. NCBI's taxonomy places the organism in Eukaryota, Metazoa, Arthropoda, Insecta, Thysanoptera, Thripidae.
GAGAGGAUGUGCCCGCCCCGCGCCGCGCCGGCCACGCCCCGCGGCGCGCUGUUUGGGCGCCAGCGAUAACCGUCCCGUCGAGUGGUCUGCACUUUGAGAAACCCCCCCGCGGGAGCCCCGCAGGCCCAACGCAGCGUCACCAUGCUUCCCCUGGUGCGGUACACGAACAUCACGGGCGACGUGAGCCAGCAAUGCGUGUUCCUCGAGGACGCCAUGCAGGGCGACGCGAACCUUCUUCGCGUCGUGCUGGCCGCGCAGUUCCUGGUGUCCGUCGUCGUCGUGCUCGUCAACGUGUACACCAUCGCGGCCAUCUGGCCGCGGCGCAAGCGGCGCUCCACGCAGUCGCAGCUGUUCGUGCUGCAGCUCGCCCUCGCCGACGUGCUCUGCGGCCUCUCCAGGAUCUUUACGGUCAUCUUCUCCAUGGACUGCGGGCUGGCCGAGAUGGCCGCCACCUCCGAGCUCGUGUGCGUGGUCCCGUUGGUGUUCACAGUCUUCACGUGGACGCUCUCGGCCACCACGCUGGCCGCCAUCGCCGUGGACCGCUACGUGUGCAUCGUGCACAGCCUGCGCUACUACGAGUUCAUGAAAACGCGCCGGGUCAUCGCGAUCCUGGCCGGGCUGUGGGUCUUCUCGAUGCUGUGCUCCGGGCUGUACCUGACCACCUGGCAGUGGGUGGAGGGCCGCUACUGCGAGGAUCAGAACCUCAUCCCGCUCUGGCACCUGCUCGCCGUACAGAUUCCCAUCACCGUGCUCGUGCUGGUCGUGGUGACUGUGACCCACGUCACCAUCCGGCGCGAGGCGCAGCGGCACGCCGCGCGCAGCAACCCCGGCUGGGGCCCCGACAAGCACGCCAACAGCGCCUCGGUGCGCUCCGCCAAGAUCACCAUUCUGGUCGUGGCCAGCUUCGUCAUGUGCUACCUGCCCAUGCAGAUCUUUCAGGUGCUGUGUUACUUCGACGAGGAUGAGUUCACGAGCUGGGACUUCUUCGUCUUCGAAAUGUUCACCGGUCUGUGGUAUCUGCUCAAUCCCUUCAUCUACGCCUGGAAGAACGCCUCCAUCCGAGAGGACAUGGUGGUGCUGUGGAGGCGCAUCUUCAGGCGCUGCGUCCGCGAGCAGGACGUGCGCGAUCCCCCCACCCCGCCCCACGGAGCGCGCCGCUUCUGAAGGUUGUUGUUUGAGGAGACACAUUCGAGUUUGACAAAAGACGACGCUGUCAAUAGGGUUGUUCUUCACAACGCAGACCUGCUGUGUGUACUGCUGGUGAGGUUGCUGCGGAGCUCAAACGUUCACAGAGAGCUCCCUAGAUGCGUCGACAAAUUAACAAAAAAACAGUGAUCGUAUCUUUAAGAUUUAGUUUAUAAAAUAAAUGUGCUGCUGGCAGCUCAACAAGUCAAUGUUGCAUUUCUCUGGAAGAAGGCUUUUUGUUUAGUUCUUAAUUUUUUUACGUACUUGAUUUAAUUGCUCGAAAGUCGUGUUAGACUUUUUGUUGCAAGUCUCGUUGUGCUUCAACUUUCAACUAAAAUGAGAUGGAAUAAAUUUCUUGGCUGAAACUCUUAA